AACCACCGAGUGGCAAUGCACUUCUCCGGUCAUUUCGGUCUGGUCAGGCAGCCAGAGCCAAAGCUUUCAGCGGACUGUUUGGCCGCCUCCGUUCCUCUCGGCUCUCGCCCUGCCCUUGUUCGCCAACUCGCCUCCGUCUCUCCCUACCCGACUCUACCACUUCCCUCGGGUUUUUCUGUCACUCAAUCUUUCCUUCUCCGUUUCUCUUCCAAUUCAAAGCUCAGUCAGUUAGCCGGCGAGUCCUCAAGAACAAUGAACACGGUAUCCGUAUCCCUCAAAAACCCUAAAAUGGCGUCCUGCUACUACUCUCCACUCCCAGCACUUCCCUCCUCUUGUCCUUCCAUUCCCUCCCUCCAUUUCCAACCUUCUUCGUAUUCGCUUACCGACUGCAGAACUUCUUCAAGACUCUCGAUCGAUCUUCUUCCUCCCAACGGCCUACGCCUUGGCCUCCCUUCUCUCCGCUGCAUGACUCGUCUGACUUCCAUCGUCGCCUCCGCCGCUUCUCGCCAAGAAUCGGCGCACCCUGAUUUCGAAGUGGAGAAGAAUAACGAGGAUCUCGACGCCAGGAAUCAAGAGUCUCAGGAAGCUUGGAAGAAGGCCCUUGAAUCGUUCAAGGAACAGGCCAUACACAUGAAGGGAAUCUCUCAGGAAGCGUACGAAGUCUAUUCCAAGAAGGCCAUGGUCAUCCUGGGAGAGACGUCGGAGCAGCUCAAAAUCCAAGCUGAGAGGGCCAGGAGAGAUUUGAAUUCCUUGGCUAAGGAGAUUAAUGAAGCUGCCGAGAACUCUCCUGAAGGUGUUAGGGAUAUUCUGGAGACUAUCAGCUCAUCUACUGAUGUCAAAGAUUUCUCUGAGCUCAAGGAUUACCACGUUGGAAUAGGUUACGGUUCCAUUGUGUUUGCUGGUGGGUUUGCUGCGUUCAUGUUGGCCGGGAGCAUUUCUGCUGUUAGGUUCGGUGUGAUUCUUGGUGGCGCUCUUUUGGCACUUGGUAUAGCAAGUCGAAGAGCUCAGAACAAUGGAGAGGCAUAUGAUGUGCCUUUGAAAGGACAGACAGCAAUUGCCACGAUAAUUUUCCUUAGGAAGAUCACUCUGCUGUUUCAGAGAGGUUCUCUUUUCCAAUUCGUUUCGGCUGUCAUCAGUACUGCUGUGCUCGCGUUUUACUGCUAUAGGAUUGGCAUGCUGAAGGGGACUAAAUGGGGAACACCUGCAGAAGAGUGAUGCCCUCGUCCAAUGCCUGCAUGAGAUAUCUAAGAUGUCUGUUGUCGUUGGGCAGAUGUUUGCUAUUUCCUGUCAGUGAUCAGAGACAAAUACAAAUUUAGACCCUGAGACAUCAUUGCAGCUGAUGUUUGAGGCAGAAGGUAGUGUAUGUUAGUUAGGCUCGGGCAGUAGGAUAGGUGGAGGUUAUUUAGGUUGCUUCCAGUUCUAGAGCAUCUGCAGCGCAAAAUGCAGUGUGUCCUUGCUACCUUUUCUGGGCUGUGUUCUGAUUGUGCAUGCGGUAUGGAAGCAACAGGGUUUCGUAGUGAUUCUGAAGGGUGUUUUGGCAUUGAAAUGUCGGAUCUGUUUAGCCCUUCUAUGUUCUUAGGAUCGACAUGUUUAAGGCCAACCAGUUACAGAACCUACUUUGCGAAAUGAAACUGGUCGCGGUUUAUCUUCUAUGGUUUCGAGGUGGUUUGAAUGUGUAUUCAACUAUUGUUUUUGUCAAUAGAAUAGCCUCUUCCAAAAUCAAAUAGAUGCUAGUCUCCUGCAAACAGAUUAUGGCCUGAAAACAAUGCGUUGAGGAACAUAGGGC
Messenger RNA from Linum tenue, 1786 nucleotides. Lineage: Eukaryota; Viridiplantae; Streptophyta; Magnoliopsida; Malpighiales; Linaceae. The record is from the annotation of a GenBank genome assembly.